AUGUUCUUAGGCCGCCGACGUUCGAACGGUCACGCCGCGGGUGCCGGCUCCGAGGACGAUGACUUCGACGGAGGCCCCGACUCCGUCUUCUCCGCGCUCUCCACGAUGCAGGCGGAUCACAUCAAAUCCGCCGUGGCCGAAGUUCGACAGUCGGGCGGCAAGGUUAUUAAGAACACCAACUCCGCGCUGAGCAAUUGGGAUCAGGUGUCCUACGGCCUCGAGAAUCGCAUCGCCGCGAACGGCGCAUUCCCCCUGAUGCUCCUGGCGUUCGUCACGUCCUUCGUGCUCGGGCUCUUCGGCGUGCUCUGGUACCGGCUCAGCUCGGACACCGCCGAGCUGGUGUUCGGACAGGACUCCGUGGCGGACGGGGUUUUCAUGGCGGUGCAGCUCAUCACCUCCGCGUCGUUCAACGACAUCCCCGACGAGAACGGCCUGAGGCUGCUGUACUUCGUCCAGAUCUUUUUCGGCUUGGUGGUGUUCGCCAUCCUCGUCGGUUUCAUCACCGACGCCGUGUCGCAGUUCAUGAACUCGCUCGCGUCGGGGCGGACCAAGGUGGCGGCGCACGGGCACACCCUGAUCCUGGGCUGGAACGAGGCGACGCUGCGCGCGGUGGUGCAGUGCUCGUUCCUGCGGAGGCAGUACCAGAUGCUCAACGAGGGGAAGUUCUUCGGAGUCCUCUUCUAUUUCCCCGCGCUCGUGCCGGCGUUCAGGCGGCUCGGGCUGCUGGAACGGCCGUCGACGUCGCUCGCGGUGAGCGACAUCGUCAUCAUGGACAACAGCAUCAGCAAGGAGGAGAUGCACAUCAGGCUGGCGCAGGUGCUCGCGGAGCGCGGCAUCCUGCCCUGGCGCACCAAGCUCGGCCGUAACAUCAUCUGCCGCGUGGGUAACCCCACCAACGUCAACGACCUCAUCCGCGUCGGCGCGCAUCGAGCCGCCGCGAUACUCGUCAUGAUGACCGAGCACGACACCAAGGAGGAGGACGAGAGCGGCGGGCGUAUCUUCAACGGCGCUACGCUCAGGACGACGCUCGCGCUUCGACAGUGCCUCUUCACGAACCCUUACGACGAGAAGAAGGGCGUGACGGUUUUCCCCGGUCUUCGAAUCGUGCUGCAGAUGCUCCACCCGAGCGAGUACGUCGACGCGGCGUGUUUCGUCCACCCCGACGGCAAAGACGUGGUGAUACCGAUGGAUUUAUCGCUGUUCCUCAACGCGCUCAUGUUCAAGUGCGCGGCGCAGCCGGGGUUGAGCUCCAUCCUCAUGAGCAUCCUCGACUUUGAGGGGAGCGCGAUUCGGAGGAGGAAAGCCUCGAACCUGCGGUCGGGGCCGAACAACGCGUACGGCGCCUGCGUCGGUCAAACCUUCGGCAUGCUCCGGCGCGAGUUCUCCAGGGCCAUCUUCAUCGGGAUCAUCCGACCGUCGAUGCCCAAGGAGUUCAUCAAGCGACGCGGCUUUGGCCUCUGCCCCGACCCUCACAUCGUCAUCGAGCCCGAUGACUUGCUAAUCUUCAUCGGACCAAAGUCCAACCCCGUGCACUCGCACGAGAUGCUCGACACCUUCAACGGGUACAUCAAGGAAGCCGAACGCAUCCGCGCCGCCAACCCGGAGAUCGAGAAGGGGCACAUGACGUCGUGGGAAACGUCGUCCAAGAUCAAGUCCAACGUCCUCGUGUGCGGCUGGAGGGAGAUCUGGAACGACCAUCCCGAGCGCUUACACGCGAGGAUAAAUGAGGUCGUGCGCAUGAGGCUGGCGGGAUCCACGAUCACGUUCGUCAACGGCGUCGCGCAGGAGCUCUUCAAGCACCACAUGCUGGAGCACGGCCUGAUUCACGAGGAGACGAUCAAGGAGGGUGGAAACACCGUAUCCAUCUUUGGCUACGCGCGGGGGCACAAGCACGAGGGCGUGAGGCUGAGGCACAUCACGGGCGACGCCGCGUCCGCGUCGAUCCUUUCGCCGGUGAUCAUGAAGAACACGAUCCACACCGCGAUCGUCCUCGGGACUCAGACGACCGUGCGGCUGGGUGCGCACCACAGGGACACCCGCAUCCUCAACAUCCUGCUCCUCCUUCGUAAGCUCUGGUCUAUCAAACGAGAGGGCGUGCCCAUGCACAUCGUCGGUGAGAACAACGAGGACAUGACCGCCCGGCUGGCGCUCGCGCCCAAGCGCAUCGGCAAGAUUCGCACCGAACCCGAUUUCGUUAACAGCCAGGCUGUCAGCGCGAGGGCGCUGGUGCAGACACUCGCGUACCCCCUGAUCCAACCGGCGAUCUCCGAUCUCUUCCAAGAGUCCAAAAACUCCGCGGAGAUUGUCACCGUGGCCGCGCAAGAGUACGUGCCGCUGGACACCCCGCUCCUCUACGGCGUGGUCCGCGCGAUGGUGCUGCAAACGCGGGGCGAGAGGAGCAUCUGCAUCGGGAUUUUGUGGCGCGCGGGGCACUCGGAGCUGCUCGUGCCGCACGACCAAAACGUGACGCUGAUGAAGGGCGACAGGCUGGUGCUGCUCCGGCGGAUGCUGAGCUCGGACAUCCAGAACAGGGUAGAGGCGGCGACGACGUUCGCGCGAAUGUGGAAGGAUCGCGCGAUGCGCAGGGCGGCCCAGAAGUGGGCGAUUCCAAACGGGGAUUCGGAGUCGGAGUCGUGA
Messenger RNA from Micromonas commoda, 2637 nucleotides. RefSeq lists its product with no specific name. Lineage: Eukaryota; Viridiplantae; Chlorophyta; Mamiellophyceae; Mamiellales; Mamiellaceae. Gene Ontology annotation, biological process: monoatomic ion transport. The transcript has a single exon. The record is from RefSeq and is a predicted model, not a curated record. The coding region runs from base 1 to 2637 and encodes 878 amino acids.